AUGAACGCCGAGCAUUUAGAUGCUCGAUUUUCUCUUUUUGUGUUCAUUGUGAUGUGUGUGUGUGUGUGUCAAUAGGAGGUGGAUCCGACGCACCGGGAGGCCGUUCCAGAUUCCGCGCGAGCAAUUGGCUGCUCGUGAACUUUGUUUGUCCGCGCGCCCCGGUCGCGCACGCCACGCACUUAGGAUGUCUCGCGCUCUUCGGAAUCACCGGUAGAUUAGCGAGAUCCUCCACACGCGCAGUGCGCAACGUGCAGGUCAGGAUAGAGCGCGUCGCGUGCAACCAGACAGACAGCGAGAGAAAUUAAAGGUAACCGGAGAGAUGACGGAGAAACGGAUGUCGCGCUGGUAUUUCGGUGGGAUCGCGUCGUGCGGAGCCGCCUGCUGCACGCACCCGCUGGACCUGGUCAAGGUGCACCUGCAGACACAGCAGGAGGUGAAGAUGAGGAUGGUUGGCAUGGCGAUGCACGUGGUGAAGAACGACGGUGUGCUGGCGCUUUACAACGGCCUCAGCGCUUCGCUCUGCAGACAGAUGUCGUAUUCUCUCACCAGGUUUGCCAUCUAUGAGACGGUCAGAGACAUGAUGGGCAGCGGCGGUCAGGGACCAAUGCCUUUCUAUCAGAAAGUCCUGCUGGGCGCGUUUGGAGGCUUCACCGGCGGUUUCAUCGGGACUCCGGCAGAUAUGGUGAACGUUCGGAUGCAGAAUGACAUGAAGCUUCCUGCAGAUCAGAGGAGAAACUAUAAACACGCGCUGGACGGACUCUUCAGGGUCUGGCGGGAAGAGGGAACCAGGAAGCUGUUCUCAGGAGCCACUAUGGCGUCCAGCAGAGGAGCCCUGGUCACUGUCGGACAGCUGGCAUGUUAUGAUCAGGCCAAGCAGCUGGUGUUGGGCACAGGACUCAUGGGAGAUAAUAUACUCACACACUUCCUGUCCAGCUUCAUCGCUGGAGGUUGUGCGACAUUCCUCUGCCAGCCGCUGGAUGUAAUAAAGACAAGAUUAAUGAACUCUAAAGGAGAAUACAGAGGUGUGAUCCACUGCCUGACUGAAACUGCCAGACUGGGACCACUAGCCUUCUACAAGGGUUUAGUUCCGGCCGGGAUCCGCUUGAUCCCUCACACGAUCCUGACGUUCGUCUUCCUGGAGCAGCUGAAGAAAUACUUCGGCAUCCGGGUGGUCAGCUGAACUUUGACCUCUUGACCUUGUCCCUUUGGCCUCCUCUCCAAGCUGCACUCGCUUCCACAAUAUUAUUUCUGGAAAAUCUCACACUACACACAAUGCUGCAUACAUCAUAACGAAAGAUGACUGAUCACUAUCCGAGGGCCAAACCCGUCCGGAGAGGAACGACUGUACGCUCAUCUCUUCAGGGUGAGCUGUAGAUUAUAGAUGUUGUCUAUCAGGAUAGAUGUGUUUUCUAGUUCAUGAAUUAAUGAUUCUGAUUAUUAAGCUGUUCUUAAAUCCUUCUUUUGCAACAUGACGAGAUGUUUUAAAGGAAUAGUUCACUCGUUUACUCACCUGCACGUUGUUCUAAACCUGGACAGUGUUCUCUAUGCUGAACAUGUGUUUUUGUUUUCCUCUGAAUACUGUUCGAUUAAACUGAUUUGUUAGGGUGAGUAAAUUCUAACAGAUUGUUUUUGCUGUGUGAACUAUUUCUUUAAGACACAAGAUGCACACAAACAGAACGGUCCAUACUGCUUUAAGGUUUUUAAAUGGUUACGUUCAGUCUGCAUGUAUUGUGUUAAACUGUUUUAAUUGUACAAAUACUGUAUCUUCGACUAUUUUCUAGAUUUGAUUCACAGCACUUAUGAGGGGACAGAAUACAACCAAGUUUUACUUUUAAAUCCAAAAUGAGGAGCAUCAUAGAAGAAAAACAAAACAUUAAACAACAGACUGAUGUGGAUUCAAUAGUGUAUUUGCAGUGUGAAAGAUGAGUCAGACUUCUGUACUUGGUGCUGUACUUUCAUUUUUUUUUCGUGAUAUUUAUGUUCUUUCUGUAAUAUUUCUGCUGGAAACCUCAUGGACCCUUGCCUCAUCUGUGACUGGAAUAAUGCUUGAUCUAUUGUAAUUUCUGCAAAUACAACUGUAGUUGUUUUAGUGUUGAGGUAAUAAGGGCAUUUAGUGAAUAAGUUGCACAAAUGACUUCAGUAGUAAUUGUUUGUGGUUGGGUCCUGAAUAUCUGGAUUUAUCCUGAACUAAUCAUGUAAUAACACAAUAUUUAUCACAAAUUUAGUUUAACUUAAUAUUUUAGAUUAAGUUGGUAAAUUACCAUAUUGGUAUAUGCUUAAAAACUGGCUUUUUUUGAUGAUUUUACACUAAGAAUGAAAUUGAACACUGGAGGAGCCUUCUCUAUCGGUGUCCAGCAGAGGGCGCGCUCGUGCAGUGAAUGUGUGCGCAUGCGUGAAAGCGCAGAGCAGCUUGUGUGCAUCGAGGGUUUGCAGAUGUGGGUACGAACAGUUUUUUAUAAUAGAAAUGUAUUUGUAAUUUAGGGUUUGAAAAUGGAAUUUAGGGUUAUUAAUUGAAAUUUAGGGUUUUUGAAAAUCAAAUGCUUGAACUGAAUGGAAUUGAGCUGCUCUCUGUCUCGAGAAAAAUGCAAAUAUUAAACUAAGUGAGCUAUAAAACUGGUCUAAACUGCAA
Messenger RNA from Cyprinus carpio (common carp), 2629 nucleotides. RefSeq names its product mitochondrial dicarboxylate carrier-like. Gene Ontology annotation, molecular function: malate transmembrane transporter activity; sulfate transmembrane transporter activity; antiporter activity. Lineage: Eukaryota; Metazoa; Chordata; Actinopteri; Cypriniformes; Cyprinidae. Gene Ontology annotation, biological process: succinate transmembrane transport; thiosulfate transport; mitochondrial transport. Gene Ontology annotation, cellular component: mitochondrial membrane. The record is from RefSeq and is a predicted model, not a curated record.